Molecule: messenger RNA, 1999 nt
Organism: Triticum aestivum (bread wheat)
Lineage: Eukaryota; Viridiplantae; Streptophyta; Magnoliopsida; Poales; Poaceae
Product: xaa-Pro dipeptidase-like
Exons: 16
Coding region: 133-1728 (531 amino acids)
Molecular function (GO): metalloaminopeptidase activity; manganese ion binding
Source: RefSeq, a predicted model, not a curated record
UGCAAGGAGCCGUCUCGAUCGCCCAUGUCGUACUAGUUGGACGUGCAGGCGCACCUGGCCCUGCCGUGCAAGACAUAGUUUGAAAAAUAGCACGCUAAAGGUUACAGCGGUGGUGCAACAGAGCUAUUUAAAAUGUUUGUUCACGUGUUUGGACGAAAGACCAUUAGCGCAGGACAUCUUCUAAACGCUAUAGCGCGCUAUUUAAAAGCAUGGUGCAAGAUGAGCGACUCCUCCCUUGCUCCGCCCGCGGUGUUCAUGGAGCUGCACGCCGGCAACCGCAAGCGCCUCGUCGCCGCGCUCAGAGCCCAUCUCUCCACCUCUGGCCGCCCUCUCCACGGCAUCGUCCUUCUCAAGGGCGGCGAGGAGCAGACUCUAUACUGCACCGACCGCGUCCCGCUCUUCAGGCAGGAGAGCUACUUCGCCUAUCUCUUCGGUGUGCGAGAGCCGGGGUUCUACGGUGCAGUGGACAUUGCCUCUGGACAAUCUAUCUUAUUUGCUCCAAGGUUGACACUUGACGAUGCAAUUUGGAAUGGUGAAAAAGAAUUGUCUUCUUUCAAGGAUAUGUACAGGGUCGAUUUUGUCUUCUAUGUUGAUGAUCUUGCACAGGUUCUCCGAUGUCAAUUUAGUGAGCAUGGAGAGCCCCUUCUCUUUCUCUUAUACGGAAAGAAUACUGACAGCGGAAAUUACUCAAAGCCUGCUAGUUUUGAGGGGAUAGAGAAGUUUGACACUGAUUUAAGCACGCUUCAUCCUAUCUUAACUGAAUGCCGUGUUAUAAAAUCUGACAUGGAGCUUGCAUUCAUUCAAUAUGCUAAUGAUGUCAGCUCCAAAGCACACAUUGAGGUUAUGAGGCAGAUAAAACCAGGCAUGAAGGAAUUUCAGUUAGAAAGCAUCUUUAUUCAUCAUGCAUCUAUGCACGAAGGCUGCCGACAUUGCUCCUACACAUGUAUAUGUGCUACUGGACACAACAGUUCUACUCUUCAUUAUGGACAUGCGGGUGCUCCAAAUGACCAGACGCUGAAUGAUGGAGACAUGGCUCUAAUGGACAUGGGAGCUGAAUAUAAUUUCUAUGGUUCUGACAUCACAUGUUCAUACCCUAUAAAUGGAAAAUUCAAAAGAAACCAGACGAUUGUAUACAAUGCUAUCCUCAGGGCUCAUAAUGAUGUGAUAUCACAUAUGCAACCCGGAGUAAGAUGGAUCGAUAUGCACAAGCUGGCAGAGCAGAGAAUACUUGAAUCUCUAAAGAAAGAAAAUAUUAUACAUGGUGAUAUUGGUGACAUGAUGAAUCAAAGGUUAGGGGCUGUUUUCAUGCCUCAUGGUCUUGGGCACUUACUUGGAAUUGACACCCACGAUCCCGGAGGCUACCCUAAGGGCUUAGAGAGGCCAAAGGAGCCUGGAUUGAGAUCCUUGCGGACAAUAAGAGAACUUAAAGAAGGCAUGGUUAUUACGGUCGAGCCAGGCUGUUAUUUCAUUGGCACUUUGCUGAGGCAUGCCAAGGAUGACCCGAUUUCCUCAAAGUUCUUCAACUGGGAAAAGAUAGAAAUGUACAAAAGCUUUGGCGGUGUUCGGAUUGAAAGUAAUCUGUAUGUGACGGCGCAAGGAUGCAAGAACCUAACAAACUGCCCCCGAGAGACCUGGGAAAUCGAGGCGGUAAUGGCUGGUGCGCCAUGGCCUUCACGUGAUGACUGUUCCAGUGCGACAACAACAAAGAAUGGCCUUCCCAAGACCUAAGCACUUCAAUUUGCCAUACCCUUGAGAGACAAAAAACAUAACAGUCAUAAUUUUAUGAAAUAUAGGGUGCUUUGAUGAACAGCGAGCCUCUCACAUGCUGUUGGUUUGGUUUAAGUUUGAUUAUAAGAUUUUUUAGAAAAGGAGGCUAAAGCCCCAGCCUCUUCAUCAAUCGAUGGAUACAUCCAUCUUUAUUAAUUAUUACCAAAGAUAUGACAAGAAUAUACAUCAAGCCACCCGAAGCCACCACUCACACUACAAACUCGAUAGAGUA